GGCGAAAAACCCUAUCGCUGUGAAAUAUGCGGAAAAUCUUUCACUCAGAAUUCAAGUCUUAUUUACCACAAACGUAAUCACACUGGCGAAAAACCCUAUCGCUGUGAAAUAUGCGGAAAAUCUUUCACUCACAAUUCAAGUCUUAUUUACCACAAACGUAAUCACACUGGAGAAAAACUCUAUCACUGUGAAAUAUGCGGAAAAUCUUUCACUCAGAAUUCAAGUCUUGUUAGUCACCAACGACGUCACACUGGAGAAAAACCCUGUCACUGUGAAAUUUGUGGCAAAUCUUUCUCUAAUAGUUCAAAUCUUGUUAAACACGUACGUAGUCACACUGGGGAAAAACCUUACCAUUGUGAAAUAUGUGGAAAAUCAUUUAUGUCAAACAGUAUCUUAAAAACACACAGAAGGAUACAUACUGGAGACAAACCCUAUGACUGCGAAAUAUGCGGAAAAUCAUUCAUUAAUAAUUCAAACCUUGUUAUCCACAUACGCAGUCACACUGGAGAAAAACCCUUCCGUUGUGAAAUUUGUGCGUAG
Molecule: messenger RNA, 540 nt
Organism: Octopus bimaculoides (California two-spot octopus)
Lineage: Eukaryota; Metazoa; Mollusca; Cephalopoda; Octopoda; Octopodidae
Product: zinc finger protein 3
Source: RefSeq, a predicted model, not a curated record